Molecule: messenger RNA, 2828 nt
Organism: Gracilinanus agilis (Agile Gracile Mouse Opossum)
Lineage: Eukaryota; Metazoa; Chordata; Mammalia; Didelphimorphia; Didelphidae
Gene: STK3
Product: serine/threonine kinase 3
Exons: 11
Coding region: 50-1525 (491 amino acids)
Biological process (GO): protein phosphorylation; regulation of MAPK cascade; protein tetramerization
Cellular component (GO): cytoplasm
Molecular function (GO): ATP binding; protein serine/threonine kinase activity
Source: RefSeq, a predicted model, not a curated record
GGACGGUCGGCGGCUCGGCCACCCCUCUCCCUCCCUUGCGCCCCGGGCCAUGGAGCAGCCGCCGGCGCCCAAGAGCAAGCUAAAAAAGCUGAGUGAAGACAGUUUGACUAAGCAACCUGAAGAAGUCUUUGAUGUCUUGGAGAAGCUUGGUGAGGGAUCUUAUGGAAGUGUAUUUAAAGCGAUACAUAAGGAAUCUGGUCAAGUGGUGGCAAUUAAGCAAGUUCCUGUUGAAUCAGAUCUUCAGGAAAUCAUCAAAGAAAUUUCUAUCAUGCAGCAAUGUGACAGCCCCUAUGUUGUAAAGUACUAUGGCAGUUACUUUAAGAAUACUGACCUUUGGAUUGUUAUGGAAUACUGCGGAGCUGGCUCUGUUUCAGACAUAAUUCGAUUACGGAAUAAGACGUUAACUGAAGAAGAAAUUGCAACUAUUCUUAAAUCUACUUUGAAAGGCCUUGAAUAUUUACAUUUCAUGAGAAAAAUACAUCGAGAUAUAAAGGCAGGAAACAUUCUCCUCAAUACAGAAGGACAUGCAAAAUUAGCAGAUUUUGGAGUGGCUGGGCAAUUAACGGAUACAAUGGCAAAACGCAAUACAGUUAUUGGAACUCCAUUUUGGAUGGCUCCUGAAGUAAUACAAGAAAUUGGUUAUAACUGUGUGGCAGACAUCUGGUCCCUUGGUAUCACAUCUAUAGAAAUGGCAGAAGGAAAACCACCUUAUGCUGAUAUACAUCCAAUGAGGGCUAUUUUUAUGAUUCCCACAAAUCCACCACCAACAUUCCGGAAGCCAGAAUUUUGGACUGAUGAAUUCAAUGAUUUUGUCAAGAAGUGCUUAGUGAAGAAUCCUGAGCAGAGAGCCACAGCAACACAGCUUUUGCAGCAUCCUUUUAUCAAGAAUGCCAAAGCAGUAUCAAUUUUAAGAGACCUGAUUACAGAUGCUAUGGAAAUAAAGGCUAAAAGACAUGAAGAACAACAGCGAGAACUGGAAGAAGUGGAAGAAAAUUCGGAUGAAGAUGAAUUGGAUUCCCAUACCAUGGUGAAGAAUGCUUUGGAAAAUGUGAACACCAUGCGAGCUGCCAGCACAAUGAGUGAAGGGGCUCAGACCAUGAUUGAACAUAAUACCACCAUAUUAGAAAAUGAUUUGGGAACCAUGGUCAUAAAUAGUGAGGAUGAAGAAGAAGUCGAUGGAACUAUGAAAAGAAAUACAACUUCAUCACAAGUGCAACGACCAUCUUUUAUGGAUUAUUUCGAUAAACAAGAUUUCAAAAGUAAGAGUCAUGAAAACUCUGACAAAAGCAUACAUGAACAGGUCCCCGUGUCAAAAAACAUUUUUCCUGACAACUGGAAAGUUCCUCAAGAUGGAAACUUUGAUUUCCUGAAAAACCUAAGUUUAGAAGAAUUGCAAAUGCGUCUAAAGGCAUUGGACCCAAUGAUGGAAAGAGAAAUCGAAGAGCUUCGUCAAAGUUAUAAUGCAAAAAGACAACCGAUCCUGGAUGCAAUGGAUGCAAAAAAACGAAGACAGCAAAACUUUUGAGUUUAAUAUCUUCUCAGACAGCAUGUGUAGUUAGUUUAGAUGCCAGUAAACCAUUAUCAGUUGAAGGAAUCAUAGUGUUAUGAUUAUUUCUGUUAUUUUUAAUCCAUGAGAUUUGUGCUUCACAACCCAACAAUGUUGAAAUUCUGAAGGAGCCCCCAUUCAGAAGUUACAAUAGAGGGCUUAAAUUUACCAGUGCAAGCACAGUAAUUUUAUUUUUGAACAAUGAAAGCAACAGAAAUUUUCAUUAUUAUUUUCCUAAAAGCCCAUCAGUUAUAUAAUAUCAGUACUAAAUCUUUGUUGUACAAUUAAAAUUAUACUCAUGGGAACUUAAAGACCCAAAGCUAUUGUUCAUUUGUGCAACGUUGCCCAGCUUUAUGUUACAAUAUUUCUUAUUCCCAUCUAUUAGCCUAUUUAUUAUAUCCCCUUAGGUAAACUUAUUUAUUUAUGCCAUUUUGCUUUUGUUUGUUUUCAAAGAGAAAUUGGAUGUUUUUGUUAGAGGCAGAACCUGAUCAGCAGUUGAUAAUUUACUACUAAAUUGCUCCAUAACUAAACAGGGAGAUAAGUGGUACAAAUCACUUGAAAAUCAUAGUAGUUCUUAUUUCCCAAGACUUUUUGAGCUUUAAAGAAGCAGUAAUAGCUAUAACACCCAAGCUAUGACUGCCUAAUUAGGCCAGCUUCUUUUUUUACAUGGAAAAUCCCAUUUUACCUUGUGGCCACUGAGUUUUCACGUUUGCUUGAAUUUUUUACUUAUUUUGAUAUUUGGUACAAGUAGAAUCAUAUAUUUUGGAGUCAGGUAAAGCUAUAAAAGGCAUGAAUUUCAAAACCAAAGAAAUCAAUAGACAGCUUGUACAAAAAUUAAGUAUGUAGUAAAUAUUAAAAAUGAAAAACUAAUCAUACCUUUAAUGUGUUAAUAUUGUUCCAUUUGUAUAUCUGGAAUCUGAACUAUGUCACAUUACAGUGAGCUCAUGACAUUUAUUUCUGUGAAAAUGUGGUCCACUGUCUAAGGACAUUUUGUUGUUGUUAUUCAUAAUUUGGGGGGACGUGGUAAGCAAUCCUGUGCCUGAUGACAACAGAACAAAAAGACAAUUUAUACUCAACUGUGCACCCCAGAGACUGCAAAAAAAAUAUUAAAACAGUCAAGCAAAAAUAUCACUUCUAAGCAGAAUGAGCAUUUGUGCAAUGAAUUGGGACCAAAUGAUUUCCUAAACCUUGUAUGUCCAUCCUGACAGUAUUUGUUCUUAAAUGUCCUUAAUUCUAUCAUGUAAAUCAUAAAGAUAAAUAAAUUUCACUGUAUUAGUUAGAA